Lampris incognitus (smalleye Pacific opah) is the source of this 1792-nucleotide messenger RNA. It is a transcript of the gene fhl1a, whose product is annotated as four and a half LIM domains 1a. The record is from RefSeq and is a predicted model, not a curated record. The transcript has 7 exons. Bases 220 to 1065 code for a protein of 281 amino acids. Gene Ontology annotation, biological process: muscle organ development. Gene Ontology annotation, molecular function: transmembrane transporter binding. Lineage: Eukaryota; Metazoa; Chordata; Actinopteri; Lampriformes; Lampridae.
AGAAGACGGAUGAAAUGCACGCAAACAAAUGCAGCCUAUCUCUUUUAACGAGAUGAUGUUGAAACCGUGGGAGGCCUACAGUUUGUUCAUGUUUUUGAGGAGCGGUGACGGCCCAGUCGUUCAUUCUGACCGCUGGCCGAAGCCCUGGGACGUGCUGCUGGUGCAGGACACGCGCAUCUUGACGCUCUGAAAGGUCCUCGGAGCUAUCUAACUGCCACCAUGACUGACCGCUUUGACUGUUACUAUUGCCGCGACAACCUGCAUGGGAAGAAGUAUGUGAAGAAGGACGAGAAGCACGUGUGCACCAAGUGCUUUGAUAAGCUCUGUGCCAACACUUGUGUAGAAUGCAAACGCCCCAUCGGUGCCGAUGCCAAGGAGUUGCACCACAAGAACCGUUAUUGGCACGAGGACUGUUUUCGCUGUGCCAAGUGCUAUAAGCCGCUGGCGAAUGAGCCGUUCAAUGCCAGGGAUGAUGGCAAGAUCAUGUGUGGCAAGUGUGGCUCCCGCGAGGACGGGAACCGGUGCCAGGGCUGCUACAAGGUGGUCAUGCCAGGAUCGCAAAAUGUGGAGUACAAGAAGAAGGUGUGGCAUGAGGAAUGCUUCACCUGCAUUGAAUGCAAGCAGCCGAUCCGUACACAGAGCUUCCUGACCAAAGGGGAUGACAUCUACUGUUCCCCCUGCCACGACAAGAAGUUCGCCAAGAAAUGCCACCUCUGCAAGCAGCCAAUUACUUCUGGAGGGAUCAGCUACCAGGACCAGCCUUGGCACACAGAGUGCUUUGUGUGCCGUACCUGCCGCAAACCCCUGGCAGGAACCCGUUUCACCUCCCACGAGGAUGGCGUCUUCUGUGUGGACUGCUACAAGUCUGACGUGGCUAAGAAGUGUCACGGCUGCAAGAAUCCCAUCACAGGGUUCGGCCAUGGCACCAACAUGGUGAACUACGAGGGGUACUCCUGGCAUGACUACUGCUUCAACUGCAAGAAGUGCAGCCUCUCCUUGGCCAACAAGCGCUUCGUCAUCAGCGGAGAUCAUAUCUACUGCCCUGACUGUGCCAAGAAGCAGUGAAACUCGACCAACAAUCAGCAUUUAGAGGGGUAUUACAGCAAAAUUGAUUUUCAAAUAAUUACUCUGUAAAAGAGCAAAAUUUAUUACUAGCAUUUACCCAAAGAUUUUUUUUUAGUUUUCCAGUUUUCAAUUUAUAGAGGCUAUGGAAUCUCUCUCUCUCACACACACAAACACACACAAAAUUCAGCUACUCUUGCAAAAUAGCCUCAGAUGCUGUGGAAAAUACCCUUUAGCCUGAUCAGGAUCCUGAUAGAGCAUACAUGUGAAGGCUGAGGUUAUUUCAAAAACUAAGCAUAUAAAAUAGGCCAAAUGAGUUAGCUACUUCCAAGUAAAUAUUGGAUACUAACAUGCCAGAUGACUCUUUGUGGUGGGCUUGUAAUAUGCAGUAUUAAUCUACUAUAAUCCAGAUUUCUGUGCAGCCUUAAAAGGCAAAGACCUUCUCAGUACAUUACUGGAAAUGUUCAAAGAGAAUGUGCUUUUUACAUGCAUAAUGGCGCUCAUACAUACAAACUUUGACAAUCUGCAAUAUCUUUAAAUAUUUGAAUAGAUUACUAUGUGAAAUUUAGGAAAAUAUUCAGUGCAAAAUUUAGAUAAAGUAGGUUUUUGUAGAGAGAUCAAUGCUGAAAUAUAGACUUGUAUAUUCGUUGCUUUUUGGGGUGAACUGUAUCUGGAAUUUGAAUGCAAAACAUAAAUAAAUACGAGGAGGCAGAAAACUGAAGCGUCCAUG